CCGAUAAGAAGUUGUUAUUGUUAAACAAUAACUUAAAAAUACAUUUAAUAACAUUUUUGUGUUUAUAACUCAAUAAAUAAUCUCUUCUACGAAUCGAAAAAACAAACAAUUUCUUUGACGUUUAAACAUAACCUCAAACGUCACUGAGAUUGAGUCACUACCGAAAUGCCUCUUUAUGAAGGUUAUGGGGCUAUUACAGAUAAAAUAAUCUUUGUAAUCGAUAUAGGGGCGGCUUAUACCAAGGUUGGUUUUAAUGGUGAAUUUUCACCUCGAGCAAUCAUCCCAACUGAAGUUGAAUAUAAAAAGACGGGACAAUUACGGAAAAUUUACGAUUAUGAAUCAGAAGAAGAUCUUUAUGACCUCCUUGUUGAUUUCAUACAGAUGUUAUAUUUUAAAUAUGCUUUAAUCAGUCCAAAAGAUCGCCCAGUUAUUAUUGUUGAAUCAUUACUUUCAACAACCCUAUUUAGAGAAACUUUAGCUAAAGUACUUUUUUAUCAUUACGAAGUUUCUUCAAUCUUAGUUUUACCGUCGCAUUUAGUAUCGUUAGCAACUUUAGCGAUCGAUACAGGUUUAGUCCUUGAUAUCGGUUACACGGAAGCUAUCGCAAUCCCUGUUUGUUACGGAUUCCCUUUAAUCCAUGCUUGGCAAGCUUUACCAUUAGGAGCAAACGCUAUACAUAAAAAAUUAAAAACCAUGCUUACAAACGAUAACAUGGGCAUCCAAAACAUUGAAGAAUCAAUUUUAGAAGAUAUAAAAGUUCGUUGUUGUUUUGUAACCAAACGAGAUCGUGCCGAAAAGAUAUUAUCGAAUAAUCCCGGUUUAAAACCAUGCCCAAACAUUAAAUAUCCAUAUGGAGGUUCGAAAACGUUAAAUAUUUCGGGAAAAGUCCGCGAAUUAACUUACGAGUUAUUAUUCGAAGAAGACAACGACCAUCAAUGCAUAUCAACGAUGAUUUUGGACGCUUUAUCUCAAGUUGAUGUUGAUUCAAGGGAAAAAUUGGCCGAAAAUAUCGUUUUGAUUGGUGGCACAGCCAUGGCUCCUGGAUUUAAAGCUCGACUUCGUGACGAAUUGUAUAGGCAAUUAAAAAAUGAACGGUACAGUAAGUUUAAGAAGAUUAAAAGGUUUUUAUUUCAUACUCCGCCUGCUAAAGAUAAUUAUACAGCUUGGUUGGGAGGGGCUAUUUAUGGAGCUACUGAUAUUGUGCAGUUAAAAGCUGUAACAAAGGAGCAGUAUUUUGAGGAGAAUAGAUUUCCUGAUUGGGCUAAUUUAAAGGAUUCUAUUAAGAAUUUUAAUAAUAAUAAAUGAUUUAUUUAAUAUA
This is a messenger RNA of Onthophagus taurus, 1318 nucleotides long. RefSeq names its product Actin-related protein 10 (gene Arp10). The record is from RefSeq and is a predicted model, not a curated record. Lineage: Eukaryota; Metazoa; Arthropoda; Insecta; Coleoptera; Scarabaeidae.